GGACUGACUGUAACUUAUAAACGUGACCAGACAAACAACCGAUUGUGAUAUAAUGUCGAUCCUCGCUGAUCUUUGGAAACUUCAAUCGACAAUGAACGCCUGCACACGGGUCGGAGCCGGUCUCACGACACCCUUUGUCACAACUAUCAACGUUGACAAUAGACGCAUGCGUCAGCGCCUGUAAAAAGGCCUGAGGCUACUUUACACAAUCAUACUCGUUGAUUUAUUUCCUUUGUCUAUUGUCCUAGUCAUUUUGCCUACUUCAUUUUUGGCAGCAACACCUUUAUUCUCUCGUCCCCUAGAUACACCCUACCUUACAGUACUUAAGUAGAUUAGUUUGUCACUCCCAAAUCUCCAUCUUCCUCGAACUUUCAACUUCAGCCCUCGUGUCAUAUAGAAACUCUAACAUGCAAGCAGGCAGCAUUGGUAAACUGCAUGAAAUUAUCGCUCGUUCACAUGUGAUCAUACCCGACCUCGAAACUCCGUAUCCCGAUAGCAAUAUGGCCUUCGAGAUCAACAACCAAAGCAUCAAUGCCAUCAUCGCUCAACGCCAGCAGCAGUUGGAUGCAGCUUUGCAUGAAAUUUCGAGUCUGGAAACAGUCAUCGAUUGUAUCACCGAUCUUCACCGGCAACUCGUCGAAAAGAAGGAGAAGAUCACCCAGUCCAUGGAUUCGCACAAGCGGCUUGUAUCGGCUCUCUGGCGCUUGCCAAAUGAAAUACUAUCUCAAAUUUUUAUCUUCUGUCUCCCGGAAAUUCAUAAGGUUUUUCCCGGGCCCGCAUCAAAGCUAGUAUCUCCUAUGCUGUUGACCAGAGUAUGCCAACGAUGGAGGGAGGUUGCUAUAAACAUGCCCAGUUUAUGGUGCAAGCUGCGGUUGGACCUCGACCGCAACAGCCGCCGAAAAUGGCAGCAGCAAGCAUUCUAUUAUGACACGUGGCUCAGGCAAUCACAAGCACGUCCGCUCUUGUUGGUAGUCCAGUGCUAUGCAGGCGAUAUGGCCAAGAUACGAAAUCUUCUUCAGCCUUACGGCAAUCAAGUCUCGUCUCUCAACAUCCCUUUUUUGGUCGGCAUCGACAAACUGUUAGAAAACCUCCCAACACUUCAGGAGUUGAUUUUACAUAGAACAGCUGGUGCCGGUAGUCAUCCACCAACUCUUGCAAAAUCUAUCUCUCGACUGCCGAUCACUGUGCGCAGCCUGAAGGUACUACGGCUGUCGUUCUCCGCCUCAGACUUCUCUAUUUUCAGCCCCGUAUUGGCCCGACUGACACAUCUCGAGCUCUCCUUAUUUCGCCUGAAUGAAGUCUUCGAAUUACUUCAACUCUGUCCAAACCUCUCCUCGUUACUGCUU
Suillus clintonianus is the source of this 1346-nucleotide messenger RNA. RefSeq lists its product as uncharacterized. The transcript is spliced from 3 exons. The annotation marks the transcript as partial. The record is from RefSeq and is a predicted model, not a curated record. Lineage: Eukaryota; Fungi; Basidiomycota; Agaricomycetes; Boletales; Suillaceae.